This is a messenger RNA of Sungouiella intermedia, 9780 nucleotides long. The record is from the annotation of a GenBank genome assembly. Lineage: Eukaryota; Fungi; Ascomycota; Pichiomycetes; Serinales; Metschnikowiaceae.
AUGAUUGUGUCCAAAAGAAGCAAAUUGAACAAACUUGAGCGUGAGAAACCUCUCUUACCGUUGAUCGACGAGAUUUGCUCGGUGGACCAGUCGCUUUUGGCCCGCAAACUCCAGGAUAAUAUGAGAUGGGAAAAACCCACGGGUGAUUUGUUCGUAUGGAUCCGGGUUUUAAAUUUGUUUGAUGAUAUCUUCGCUAAGCAGAUUGCCAAAUACGGCUUGGACCAAGAUCUGCGUAAGCUCCGGGAAAUUGCUUCGGAAGACUGUGAGCUUUUGGUUGCUUGCUUACAAUUCACAGCCAUGCUCUUGGAUCAUUGCAAGAACCGCAGCAUCUACUCUAGCUCUGAGCGUAUCUAUCAAUUACUCGAAUCAGCCACCGUAGACGUGAAAUUGGCUGCGUUUGAGGUGGCUGUCUUUCUUGGAGAACGUUUUGUGCUCUCCAGUCAGAGCAAGCGGUUUGCUGUGCCCAAGGCGGUAAGAACAAAGGCCUUGGACGUUGCCAAAGCGUUUCCACCCCCAAUUCCUUCCAGUUUUCUACAGAAGAAGUCACAAAGCGAAGCAUCAAAUGACUCACAGAAAGACGAGAAGGAUGACCAGUACAGUCUAGUGGAUACACUCGAUCAUAAGAAGAAGUAUCCUUCUAAAUGGAAGGCGAUUCUGUUCCAAUAUUAUAAGGCAUCUAAAGCAGAACCCAAAUCGAAGGACAAAAAGAAGGACGCAUCAUCUCAGUCCGAAGGCUUGCUCACAUUCCAUUUGAACGAAGAGCAAGUGAGAAAAAUGACCUUGGAGCAGAUCUACGACAAGGCGAAUGAAGUUUUGCCCCAGGAGACAUUGCUCUCUUUCUCUUUGUCAGCCAUGAAUGCCAAAGCUUUCAACACCAGACUGUAUGAGUCCUUAAGAUUACGUGCUAAGCUUCUUCGAAUCAAGUGCUGCGCAAUUGCAUUCGUGUCCUCUGUCUGCUCCACGGAAUACACUUCCUCACUUUUGUUUGAGGCUGAUCCUUACACCUUGAGUUUCUUGGUUGAUGUCAUUUCGCCAGAGUAUUCACAUCUUGUCACUAAUGAUAUCUUCUACGCGGCUGUGAAGGCACUUGAAUCAAUUUCCAUGAGGCGCUUCUGGAAUACUGAACUUAUCCGUCAUUUGGGUGCCAAUGUCAGCCAUGGUAUGAUCUAUCAGCUAUUGAGACAUAUCAAUAAGAAGAUUAGAAAUGAGGACGACAACUGCUACGAGAAAGGUUAUCUCAGCUUCUUCACGCUCUUGGGAAACUUUGUGGACUCCAAACAAUUGACUCCAAGACUAGCUUCAGGAGGAAUGUUGAAUGAAUUGAUGUCUUUCCUCAACGUUCACACCAAAUUCAGGUGGACAUGUUCUGCAGCUGUUAAUACUAUUGCCAUUUUCCUCACCACAUCUCCGGAGUUGAUUUCAGAGUUCGCAAAUAACAACGGUUUUCUGAUGCUCAUUGACACUAUAAACUACGAGGUUCAGUUUGCAUUAGACAAUCCUGGAUUCGGUGGAGGUCCACCAAAAGACGUAAUUGUUUACUACACAAUCACCUUGAGACAGGCAAACUAUACCAGAAAUUUACUAAAGCUUGUUUCUCAUCUUGUUCAGUCAGAAGCUGGCGAUCGUUUAAGAAAUCUAUUCGACUCCUCCAUUUUGACUAGUUUCAACAAGAUCAUCAUGAACCCAUCAAAAUUUGGCCCAUUCGUACUUGCAUCAACUUUGGAUGCUGUAUUGUACAUCAUUCAUAACGAGCCAACUGCAUUUUCAAUUUUGCGCGAGGCUAAUGUCAUUGAAACUAUUUUAUCCAAUUAUGAGAACCUCUUCAUGCCAUCUCCUGAAUUAUUGAUGUCUCUUCUCGAAGUCUUGGGUGCUAUUUCCUUAAAUAAGGAAGGUUUGAAAAGUGUCACAGAAUCGAAUGCUAUCGGUGUUUAUUUCAAAUCUUUUUACAACGUUGACUACGCCCAAGAAUUAAUGCGCGCAGAUAUGAGUACCAAUAUUGGAUGCUCAAUGGACGAGCUAGGUAGGCAUUAUCCUAGUUUGCGUCCGGUGAUCAUGUUUGAAUUAAAGAAGCUUAUUCAGGAGUUCCCAAGUUUUGCCAACCAGCAUAUAAGACCAAUACAUUUCUAUGUGUCUGAAGAGCAUGGAAACUUUUACAAAAGUGCGGAUGAGGAGGUCCUCAUGAACGAAGUCGGCCAAGAUGAAAUCGAUGAUUGGGAAGGAAACAAAGGCUCUAAUCUUGUUGACAACGUUUUCAGUUUUAUGAGUGGUUUACUCCAAGACAGUGGUCAAUGGGGAAAAGAUUGUAUCCGAGAAAUCGACUUCCAUUCAUUUCAGAAUUUUGUUACUUUACAGAAUGCAACCUUUGAUUACCUGGCAACUGAUGGCAUGAUGAAUUUCAUGUCGAUCUUGAAGUACUUGGAUGAUGAAGAUCGAAAUUACGGAUUUCCUAAGAUACUCGAAAGUCUUGAUAAGCUCUUGCAAUCUGAAACCGCAUUGGCUUUCAUCAAUGACACUCUGUCAACUUCUUACUUCACCAGACUUGAUGAUAAUAUCACCUCUGCUAAUGAGAAGCUCAAGGAGUUCAAUGUUCUCGCCAAUUUACUUUUUACAAUCACAGAGAUUUACUUGACGCCCAACAUCAUGUUCAAUGAACGAUACUUGGCAUUCAUUAACUACUUCGAAGGAAAUGAAGACUUUGUUGACCGUUUGGUAAGAUUGUUUGGCCGUUCGACUACAGAGGAGAUUUUCAUCCGGUUCAAGUUGCCUGAUUCUAUAAUAGCAGGCACAGCCGCUGUUUUGGACAUCCCUCCCAACAACUGUCCCAUCCAAGUUCUCCCUUUGCAUUCAAAGUUGGACAAGGAUAAUGUUCCAAAAACAGCAAAAUUCAACAACACUCUCCAGUUGCGAUUCCUCAUGUACCGUUUCCAACUUAACUCUGCAUUCAUCCUUAACUGCAUCUCGAGAAGUUGCAUGCAAAGGAGACAGGACUAUUUCACAGAUGAAUGGAGAAGGAUUGCUGUUGUCUCCACCAAAAGGUUGGCUACCGGUCUUCAAGGUUUGUUGGAGUUUGGUAAGAAAUUGGCACCAGAAGAGGCAGACAACUAUGAGUUGCUUGUAAUUGAUACCAUUAAAUUCAUCUCCACGAGUAAGGAUAAGGGCAGAGAGGUAUAUUCGACUUCCCUAAUCCUGUACUUUUUCUACACUACCAACAUCGCUGAAGAUAUCGUGGAUCAUUCGAUUCGUACAUUCAACGAAUUACUCAAAGUGCCAUAUAAAGAAUUGAGCGAGUUCAAGGACACAGAAAGUGUGAAAAAUUCCCCUGUCUCCGUCAAACUUUCCCUUUUGAAAACGUGUUUGAAUUUCCUUGCUUUGUUCUUGACACAUGGUUUCGUUACCAAGCUUCCAUUCACAUUCCUCUUCUACGAUAAAGAAUACUGUGAACAUGAUCCCGCCAUAGUUGAAGGAAUCACUUCGCAGGCGGCUUGCCAGAUAAUGAACCUUAUUGUCAAUACACUUGGAUCCAAAUCCAAGCUUCUUCCAUCGGGUGACUUUUCGAUCUUUGAACUGUUUCCAUCUGUUAUUGCUGAGAAACUUGUAUUUUUAGUACGUCAAGUCUGGGCUCUUGAUCCGGUGUCUGACUUUUAUCCUCUUAACCAUAUGGCCAUGACACCUCCUUUAGACCAGAUUCAAUAUCUCACGGAGUAUUUGGGAGUCAAGAAACAAGCCGCCCUCCGCUACUUAAAGAGUGCCAAAUCUAUUUCAAAGAUGACAGAGAUGGAUCUGGAUGAUUUUGAAGAUGAUCCCGAAUGGCCAGAAUGUUUGGCAAAGCUUGCAUCCGUUGAUGACUUACCUCAAUUCAAACAUGAACCGGUGCAUACAGACGCUCGGGAACAGCUUCUUGCGAUAAAGCGUGGAGAAGGUGACCAAUUAUUCUCUUCGACCAUAUUGAAGUUGUGCUCAUUCACUAAGGAUGUUGAUAAAUCAAUUGCGCAAACUUUGAAGGAUAGAGGACUCAAUAAGACAGUCUAUGAUACUUUACUUGCUGAGAUAAAGUCCUUAUCUGGAUCAGAUGUUGAAAAAAAGAUUUCGAGAUUGAGAAGAUUAAUUUCUUUACUUGAAGUUCUACUUUGCCAUGAUCCUUUUGUCUCUCCAAGCAAGAUUCAUGAUGAAAAACAAGCAGCAUUUGAUUCUUUCCUAAAUUUCUUUGUUGAGGAACUUUCAAUGAAGCCAGAGUUAGCAGAUACCGACUACUUUAUGGCUGGUUUGAGUUUGAUUGAGCCUAUUCUCAGUCAAACUCCACCAUCUUUAUUGGAGGAUGUGAAACCUUAUUUUCCAAACCUUAAUGUAACUGAAGAAUUAAAGACUACCAUUUUGGAAGCUAUUUCUAAAUUCGAUCCGAAAGAGAACAUUAAGGCUGCAAUUGGAAUCUGCCGUUUCUUAUACCUUUUUGCCAAAGAUGACAAGUACAAGGUUCAAGUUGCCACAUCUUCUGUUUUGGAAACCAUAACUCUGAAGGUUUCUGUCUAUACCAAGUCAAAAGAUCACCAUGGUUAUAUGAUGCUUCAGAACAUUCUAAUCUUGGUAAACAGGGCAUGUUUCGAGAACAAAUCUUUGGUUGAUACGAUCAUGACAGCCGAGAUCGUACAUCUGAUGACGAAGCAUUCAGGAAAGAAAAAAGAAUUAACCAGGUUGUUGGACGAGACAAAAAAUUUGGUAAGCCGUGAUCCCAAUCAGUAUAUCGAAACAGCUUCAAAGCUCCUUCGUCUUCACAACUUCAACGGCAAGUCAGGCGACGUGGUGUUCCUUGUUGAUCAGAGUACGAAAAACAAACAAAAUGAAGAUGUUGAUAUGAAGGAUGCAAAUUAUACUCUGGAAAUCUUCCCUACUGGUCUAGUCCAUUUACUCUUAUCCCAAUUGAUGUCUUUAAGUAAGACUGACUGGGCUACUCUGCCAAUUCUUGAGGAUGAAAACGAGAGUUCCAACAAGAAAAAGAAGGACUUAUCAAUGGAGAUCCAUUUUAAAUCACCAAUUUUCGGUCAUAUUUGCGUGUUGUUAAAGGCACUCACUGAAUUGUUGGGCUCAUACAAAGAGGCAAAAUUGGAAUUUAUUACCUUUUCAAAGAAGAAUAUAGUGGAAGACAAGAACAAGCCUCGUUCUACAUCUUUGAACUUCUUUAUCCAUCAGUUGAUUCCAAGUCAACUUUUCGUUGAUUCGUCUCCAUCUGAAUACGAUAGAAGGGAAACUGUAUCUUCACUUUCGAAAAUUGCUUUGCUUGCACUUGUAUCGACCCCUGUUUUGCCAAGUGAUGAGGAGCCUGAUCCCAAAAAGGAAGAUGCAGAUAUGGCUAUCGUCAGGAAAUUCUUGGUGGGAAUCAUUUCUAAGAUCCUAAAAACAACCCUGUCGACAGUAACGAAGACAGUAACUUCAUACAGCAAACUUCAUGACUUAUUUGAUUUAUGCGGGUGCCUUCUCUCUAAUAAGUUCAAAGAAGUUGGCUAUCCCUUAUUGAGUAAGAAUGCUACAAAGGUGGAUCAGUUCUAUUUCGCCUCUGCAUUUAUUGACAAUCAGUUGCCAUGUCAGAUUUCCUCAGUUAUUGCUGAAUUAGAUUUGAACUUUCCUCAGGUUCAGCGGGUAAUUAAAGAAGGUCUUAAGCCAUUGGCAAGUUUGGCAAAGAUUAAAUUAGCUUUUGCCGAUAUUUUCGAAUCGAAUAGUCCUACCGAGAAGGAUGAAGAUGACAUGGAUGACGUCGACGACAAGGAAGAAAUUCCUGAUUUAUUCAGAAAUUCUACCUUGGGAAUGUAUGAUGUGGACCUUGAUACCGAAGAUGAGGAGAACUACUACGAUGAAGAGGGCCCACUUCAUGAAAUGCUUUCAGGCUCUGAUCUUUCAGAGAAUGAGUCGGAAAACAGUGGAUUGUCUGGUGAUUCAGAAAUUGAUUCAGAUCUUGAGGAUGACGAAAUGGAAGAAGACAUAGAAAGACAUCUUGAAGGUUACGAUAGUGAAGAUAGCGCAAACGACAUUGAAAUCAUCGAUGAGCUUGAAAUACAUUCCGGAAAUGAAUCUGAAUCUGAAAGCGACGAAGAAUUAUCGGACUUCUACGGAUUUGAUGAUGAAGAAGUAAGUGAUGAUGAACUCCUUGAUGAGGAGGAAGAAAUGGAAGAUGAUGAGGAAGAAUAUAAUGACGCCGAAUUGGAUGAGUGGUUGGAAGCCUUCGCUGAUGAAGAAGAGGGAAGCCGUGAUGAUCGCUUGUCUAGACUACAUGACCGAUAUGCAGAUGGCCAAGAUGAUGUUUCGCAAAUGGAUUACCUCUCUGAGAACGAAUCAGUUCCUACUGAGGAUGAAAGUAACUUCGAAGUUGAUAUGGAUGAUGAGGUCAUUGGGGAAGAUCCAAAUUCAAGAACUACUAGAGAGUUUGUAACUUCUUUCUUUGACGUUUUCCGUACUCUGCCAGUUUCGGGCUCACUUCUAGCUGAUCUCGCUCAACUUCGCGGAAAUGGUAAUAACCGCCCAUCUUUCCAGAUUGUCAAUCCAAGAUCGGGUGGUAGUUUCUUGCCUCGUUUUGAUAAUGCUUUUCAAGUUAUUCUCAAUAACAGAAAUGGGUUCUCGAUGAAGAAUUCGUUUGACAACAUGUACAUGAGAUCAACGAGCGAGAGAUGGGAAGAAGCCUUCUCGAUUUUUUACCAAAGUUUUCAAUCAAAAUUCCUUGAAGCAGUCGGAACCAAGAUUAUUGAAAACAUCUCAGGUGAUAGCUAUCAAAUCUACUUGAAGAAAGUUGAAGAGAAGGAACGGAUCAACAAAGAACGUCAAGAAAAAGCAAGAAAACGGAAGGAAGAAUUGAAGAGGAAGCGUGAUGAGGAAGCCACGCAGAGAGAGCUCGAGCAAGAGAACAACCCUGCACCACAGCGUGAGCCGGUCAUGCUUUGGAUUGGUGAUCGUGAAGUUGAUAUCAGCGGAACCGACAUUGAUCCAGAAUUUUUUGAAGCAUUGCCUGAAGAUAUGCGUCAAGAAGUAUUUACCCAACAUGUUCGAGAACGCAGAGCAAACGCAUCUAUCAACGAUAGCGAAAUCCGUGAAAUUGAUCCUGACUUCCUUGAGGCUUUGCCUGACUCCAUCAGAGAUGAAAUUUUGCAGCUGGAGUCAAUGACUCGCCGUUUCUCCUCUAACUCUGAGUUCCGUUAUGGAGACUUUUUCGAUGAGGAUCGUGAAGAAGAAGAGGAUGAUUACGAUGAGGAGGGCUAUAUGCUGGAUGCAUCUAUGGAACAUCCUGCUGAAACUCCAAUUGAACCAGAAGCAAAUAAGACAAAAAAGAAAGUGUUUGGUUCUCCAUUAAUCGAUAGGGCUGGUGUGUCCGGGUUGGUGAGGUUGUUGUUUGCCCCAAGAGCGGUCAAUCAAAGGAGUCAGAUUUACCUGACUCUUUUGCAAUUGUGCAAUAAUAGGGCUACAAGAACUGAUGUAAUGGGAUUACUUAUUGCUAUUCUUUAUGAUGGGCUCCACAGUCAAAAAUCCUUGGAGAAGAUGUUUGGCCAAGUUUCAGCUAGGGCUCUCAAUGUGAAACCACAGCAGAUUGACGUCAACAAUACCUUUCCUGUCGGAGCUACCCCGGUUAUCAUCGGAGUGCAAAUUAUUGAAGCUGUCUAUUAUCUCCUUGAAAAGAACAGUGCUUUACGGUUUUACUUUUUGACUGACCAUGAAAAUGCUUUCAUUAUGAAGAAGAAUCAACGCAAGAAUAAGUUGAAGGCACAAUCGUCACUUGAAGAAAGAUAUCCUAUUAAUCUUUUGCUUAAUCUUUUGAAUAACCCGCUACUUAAUCUGGAACACUUCUUCGUUGACUUGCUAGCCAAUGUUUUGCAUUUCGCAACCAGACCUUUAUUGCUCCUCCGUGAUACCACAAAGCAGCACCCAACGUCAUUUGAUACCAACUUUAUCCCUGAUAUGAAUAUGAGGUUAAUGGUUCGUAUCCUCACAUCCAAUGAAUGUGCUAAUACCACGUUCAGAAGAACCAUCAGCGCUAUGCAGCAUCUUUCAUUAUUGGAAAAUGCUCAGAAAGUACUUUCAGAUGAAUUAUCGGGGAGAGCAACGGAAUUGGGUGACAAAAUCAUCAAAGAUUUGAAGAGUUUGACGGCUAGGUUGGACGAUAUCAUCGAUUUGAGUGAUAAUAACAAGGAAAUAAGCAAGUUCACUGCGGCAAGUUCAGAUCAAUCUAAGCUACUUAGAAUCUUGACGGCCUUGGACUACAUGUUUGAAAGUAGGAACAAACAAAUCGCUGAGAAUCUGAAAGACAUCGAUGAGCUUAGAGGAUUAUACAAGCAUCUCAAACUUGGAAUGCUCUGGGAUGCACUCAGUGAUUGCUUAAGAGUCUUGGAAGAGAAUUCCAACUUGUUGACUGUGGCAACUGCCUUGCUUCCACUAAUUGAGGCCCUUAUGGUUGUUUGCAAACACAGUCGAGUGAAAGAACUCAAGAUCAAGGAUGUCAUGAAAUAUGAGGCAAAGAAAAUUGAUUUCACCAAAGAGCCAAUUGAGAGUUUAUUCUUUUCAUUUACAGAUGAGCAUAAGAAGAUAUUGAAUCUGAUGGUAAGGUCCAAUCCAAACUUGAUGAGUGGUCCUUUUAGUAUGUUGGUUAGGAAUCCAAAGGUUUUGGAGUUUGACAACAAGAAGAACUAUUUUGACCGUCAGUUGCAUGAACAAAACAUCAGCAACAACAAAUUGACCAUUAACGUCCGCCGUGACCAAGUGUUCCUCGAUUCGUACCGGUCAUUGUUCUUUAAAUCCGUUGAGGAAUUCCGAAACUCCCGCUUGGAAGUUAAUUUCAAAGGAGAAGCCGGAAUUGAUGCUGGUGGUGUUACAAGAGAAUGGUAUCAAGUUUUAUCCAGACAGAUGUUCAACCCAGACUAUGCAUUGUUCACGGCUGUUGCUAGUGAUGAGACUACAUUCCAUCCGAACCGAACUUCCUACAUUAACCCAGAGCAUCUAAGUUUCUUCAAAUUCAUUGGAAGGAUAAUUGGUAAGGCUAUCUUUGAUGAUUGCUUCUUGGAUUGUCAUUUCAGUAGAGCCGUCUACAAGAAAAUUUUGGAUCGUCCCGUAUCUCUUAAAGAUAUGGAAAAUCUUGAUUUGGAGUAUUUCAAGUCUUUGAUGUGGAUGCUUGAAAACGAUAUCACCGACAUCAUUACCGAAGAUUUUUCCGUCGAAACUGACGACUACGGCGAGCACAAGAUUAUCGAUCUUGUUCCAGAUGGACGCAACAUUCCAGUGACAGAAGCCAACAAGCAAGAGUAUGUGCGUUUGGUUGUUGAGUAUAGAUUGCAGACCUCGGUGAUUGAGCAGAUGAACAAUUUCAUUGCCGGAUUCCAUGAGAUCAUUCCCCGAGAUUUGAUUGCAAUAUUCGAUGAGCAAGAGCUUGAGUUGUUAAUCAGUGGGUUACCAGAUAUUGAUGUGAAUGAUUGGCAAAACAAUACCACAUACGUUAACUAUUCUCCGUCCUCUGAGCAAAUCCAAUGGUUCUGGAGGGCAGUGAAGUCUUUUGACAAUGAAGAACGGGCCAAACUUCUCCAGUUUGCCACGGGAACUUCGAAGGUUCCACUUAAUGGAUUCAAAGAGUUGCGUGGAGCCAAUGGAGGUUGCAAGUUUAGCAUUCAUCGAGACUAUGGCAGCACGGAACGGUUGCCUUCCUCGCAUACUUGUUUCAACCAAGUGGAUCUCCCCGCAUACGACUCGUAUGAGACGCUUCGUGGAUCGUUACUUCUUGCCAUUACAGAGGGCCACGAAGGAUUCGGUCUUGCGUAA